AUGAAGCUCUUCGUAACAUUAUUCUGGUUCUUCUCGUGCGGUAUUCUUUACGUCAAGGCAAGGGUGGAUGGAAAUGAACAUUUUCGUGGGCUCGGUCCUGUGAACGGCGAUCCCAACGACGAACUCUAUUACGACCAGAAGGCUUAUCUCAAAGCCAUCAGUGUACCGAAGGCUUGGGGCAUCCUGGACUCUACUCCGGAGAGAACGCCAGUGACCAUCGCAGUUAUAGACGAUGGAAUCGAGGCAAGUCACCCUGACUUGAAGGGUACCGUCAUCAAGGGCUACAACGUCGUUGAUAAGAAUGAUGAUACCAGUCCUCAAGGACCGCAUGGAACCAACAUGGCUGGCAUCAUUGGUGCUAUCAGAAAUAACAAGAUCGGUAUUGCGGGUAUUCUCGACGGUGUGCGCAUACUGCCCAUAUCUACGGGUGAAACGUCGGAUGAAAACAAGGACGCUGAUGCUUUCGAGUAUCUCACCCUUAAGAAGACAGGUGAUGUUAAAGUGGUCUUGCUUACGGAUGGGUUCAAAGUACCCGUCCCAUUCCUGAUGCAUAAAAUUCAAGCAGCCGUUGCAGCUGGCAUGCUCGUUGUGAUAGCUGCAGGAAAUGAGCAUCUGGACAUGGACAAGACCAAACGCUAUCCUUGUCCCCCCCCGGGACCACACAGGGAAGGAAUCAUCUGUGUUGCAGCCACAGGUGAUGGCAUGCGGCUUGAGGACGUGAGUAAUUUCGGCUCGGCUGUUGACAUAGCCGCUCCGGGUUAUCUGAUAUUAGACACAGAUCUUGGUGGGUUGUAUUCUGCCGGUACGGGCACUUCGGGUGCAGCCGCCAUCGUGGCAGGUAUAGCUGGGAUGCUCUACAGCCUUGAACCUUCUGCGAAGACUAAGCUGACUCCUGCUUAUAUCAAGAGUAUCAUUAUGGAUACGGCCACCAAAGGUGUCACGGACAGUGAAGGAAAAAAGACUCUCUCCUUCGGCCGCGUGAAUGCUGCGGCGGCUGUUGAGAAGAUACUUGGAAAAGGGACGGUAUAA
This is a messenger RNA of Perkinsus marinus ATCC 50983, 1029 nucleotides long. RefSeq names its product thermitase, putative. The transcript has a single exon. Gene Ontology annotation, biological process: proteolysis. The record is from RefSeq and is a predicted model, not a curated record. Gene Ontology annotation, molecular function: serine-type endopeptidase activity. Lineage: Eukaryota; Perkinsozoa; Perkinsida; Perkinsidae. The coding region runs from base 1 to 1029 and encodes 342 amino acids.